Messenger RNA from Cyclopterus lumpus (lumpfish), 1087 nucleotides. RefSeq names its product reprimo-like (gene rprml). Lineage: Eukaryota; Metazoa; Chordata; Actinopteri; Perciformes; Cyclopteridae. The record is from RefSeq and is a predicted model, not a curated record. The coding region runs from base 365 to 793 and encodes 142 amino acids. The transcript has a single exon.
CUACCUCCCCCGGUGGGGAGUGGUGAUGUGGUCCACGGGGAACUCAUCAUCACUUUAAAACGCGCCACAGACUUGGCACAAGAAGCUCUCGCAGGCGAACACAGAAGCAAAGGCACCGUCUCUUAUUUCAACGGAGGAAACACGUUUUGCUCCUUGCGCGCUGUCUACCGAGACUCACUUAAAGUCAGAACAACGUAGACUUUGAGUUGAAGAAACUUACUUUGUGCUGCACUUGAUGCGACGCUGUUUGCCUGCCGCAACAGUCCGGUGAUGUGGAUGUUGUCAGUACGCACCAAGGCUGUGGGGGUUUGAGCUGGACUUUAAAAAGCGUAUUAUUUGGGUGUUUCUUACUCUUAUUUUUUACAUGACGCAAAGUUUUAUUUGGAGACCAGAUUUUAAUGUGAGACUGUCUACUAAAGGAGUCGCGUGUAUAUUUGCUAUCAACCCUCAAGGAAACAUGAACGUCUCCUUCUUCAAUGUGACCCAGGGCGCGCUGUUUAACGGGACUCAGACUCUCGCCGGGACUCUGGCGACAUACUCCGGCAACGGCACCGACAACGUGGUGACCGGUGACGGCGGAGGUUCUCUGGUGCUGGUGCAAGACGAGCGGAAACUCUUCGUCAUGCGUGUGGUUCAAAUCGCGGUGCUGUGCGUGUUGUCGCUCACCGUCGUGUUCGGUAUUUUUUUCCUAGGAUGCAACCUGAUGAUCAAAUCGGAGAGCAUGAUUAACUUCUUGGUGAAGGACCGGAGACCCUCCAAAGACGUGGAGACCGUCAUGAUCGGGCUCAGCUAGAGCAUGGAGUGUUGGCACUGUGGAGAACUGGAGUGGAGAUCCGGUAUAAAGAUCCGCAUCUGCAUGUACUUCUCAAAGACGCUCUUUCUGUGUCCUCCUGAGGAAUGAUAUGCAAAACUUCUCAUUUCCUCCUGAAAAAAAUGACUACAGGACAGCAGCCAACGAGCAAUGUUCAUGCGUAAAGUUUGUGCGUAAAAUACGGGAACUCGUUUACACGUGGGCCCGUUGAAUCUUUUGAGUGAAUAUAAUGUUGCCAACUUGAACAAAGUAACGAAAUGUUUACAAGCUGUGACC